CUGAUGAUGAUAGCUGAAACCCUGCACCGCUGACCAGCUCACCACGCGCAAAGGUGAAUGCGAGACACAACCGCCACCAUGGGAGACUCUAUCAAGUACGCGACCUGGGCGACCGACAUCGACAUACAGUUCUACUCCGCUCUGGCUCAUAUCAAGAUCAACCAUGACAAGCUCGACGACUCGGCGCGCAAAGUGCUGGGCCUCUACGAGGUGCGCCCCGGCGACCCACCCUCACGCUCGAACCGCAUGCAGAUUCACGGAACCGCGUUGACGACGGACGAAACACCUGCAAACUACUUUCGGGCCGAGGGUAUAAUCAAGAACUGCAAUACUAUUGAGGACUACAAGAAGCUCGACAGGAGCGCUGUCAUCGAGCGCGCCGGUCGCACUAUCUGGGAAGCUGUACACGAUGGCUCCAUAUACUCCUGUCCCUCCCUACUCGCCUCAUUCACCGCGAUCUCCUUCGCCGACUUGAAGAAGUACAAAUUCACCUUUCACUUCGGAUAUCCGGCUAUCCACUCGGACCCCGUAUGGAAGCCUACCAGAGAACCGACGCGCCUCACAACCAAAGAAACAACCCCGCUGGUGGAGUCGGUAUCAACAUGGCGGUAUAGGGUCGACCCGCGCCAGCGGGGCUUUUUCAUUGCGAAGAAAGUACACGAUUUUCCAAGCCAAGCGGUAAAUACAGAGGACCGACCAACGACACCUCAGACACCUGCUUACGAUAUUGACUAUACCUGGGUAGUGGACUCUCUAGAGAAAUAUGAACAGGGCUUCUUCAGCGAUGUUGCCCCGGAAGACCGCUAUGUUGGAUUCGCAGACCCAUCCACGUUUCCGGAUAACCCAGGGUGGAUGUUGCGGAACCUGUUGAUUCUAAUAAGGCAUCGUUGGCGUCUUGAGGAGGUCCAGAUCCUUUGCUUUAGGGACACGCAUUUGAAGCGCGACCAGGCCAACAGCAUCAUUCUAGAUCUCAAGUCCGGUGAACCCCUCCCACCGCUCGCGCCUGAGGAUCCGAACGCUCGACCUAGUACUCCCAAGUUGCCUAAAGUCACUGGAUGGGAACGCAAUGACGGCGGCAAGAUCGCUAGCCGAGUGGUAGAUCUCUCGGAGUACAUGGACGAGCGCAAACUCGCAGACUCAGCUGUGGAUCUGAAUCUCAAGCUCAUCAAAUGGCGGAUUGCACCCACACUCGAUCUCGAAGUUAUCAAAAAUGCCAAAUGUCUGCUCCUCGGCGCAGGAACUCUAGGUUCAUAUGUCUCCCGAAACCUCAUGGGCUGGGGGGUGCGCAAGAUAACAUUUGUCGACAAUGCGAACGUCAGUUUCUCGAACCCGGUUAGGCAGCCACUAUUCGACUUCAAAGACUGCCUGAAAGGUGGGGCCAAGAAGGCUCAGCGCGCGGCUGAAGCACUUGAGGAGAUCUACCCAGGCGUCGAUUCUGCUGGACAUGUGAUGUCUGUUCCUAUGGCGGGCCAUCCGAUCACAGAUGAGAAGAAAACUAAAGCCGAAUUCGAGCUUCUACAGAAACUCAUUGAUGAGCACGAUGUCAUUUUCCUCCUUAUGGACACGCGCGAGAGCAGGUGGCUUCCCACAGUAAUGGGCAAAGCUGCCGGGAAGAUUGUGCUCAACGCUGCCUUAGGUUUUGACACCUUUGUUGUCAUGCGACACGGGCUGAAGUCUAGCGAUCCCGGCGAAGAGGAGCUUGGAUGCUACUUCUGCAACGAUGUCGUUGCCCCAGCUGAUUCCAUCAAAGACGCGACACUAGACCAACAAUGUACCGUCACACGCCCCGGUAUUGCUCCUCUCGCCUCAUCUCUCCUCGUCGAGCUCCUCGUGAGCAUUCUCCAGCACCCCCUUCGAGCUCGUGCUCCUGCGACCUCAAACAACAACACUCAAAGAGCGCCUUCUGUAGCUCCAACGACAUCCCACCCCUCUCUCCCACCUCAUUUCGUGCACCCUCUUGGCGCACUUCCACACACGAUUCGCGGCUUCUUGUCAUCCUUCAGCAACAUGCUCAUCUCAGGCAAGCCCUACGAUUGUUGUUCAGCGUGCAGCGAUGGCAUCAUCAAUCUGUACAAGGAAAACCCAUGGGGCUUUCUAAAGCGAGCUUUGAAUGAGCGGGGCUGGGUUGAGGAGGUGAGUGGCUUGGCAGAAGUGCAGAGGCGGGCUGAGGAGGCGUCGGCGGGCUUGGAGUGGGACGAGGAAGAGGGCGAAUUCGCGGAGGAAGAG
Messenger RNA from Mytilinidion resinicola, 2226 nucleotides. Its product is annotated as autophagy-related protein 7. The record is from RefSeq and is a predicted model, not a curated record. Gene Ontology annotation, molecular function: Atg8 activating enzyme activity; Atg12 activating enzyme activity. The annotation marks the transcript as partial. The transcript is spliced from 5 exons. Gene Ontology annotation, biological process: autophagy of mitochondrion; cellular response to nitrogen starvation; C-terminal protein lipidation. Gene Ontology annotation, cellular component: phagophore assembly site; cytoplasm. Lineage: Eukaryota; Fungi; Ascomycota; Dothideomycetes; Mytilinidiales; Mytilinidiaceae.